UGUGGUGCAGUUGGUAAUCCAAUCAGUGAAAGGGAGAGUUUAAACCAAAUUAAUCCUACACCCACAGUCAAAAAGAACCCUACAGAAAGCUCAUCUGCUAACGAUUUAAAUGGCGUACAUCAGCUCAGCAAGCGGGUGUCAACUGUCUGUUGUCCUUUGUUCUUUGCCUCUUAUGUGCUCUAACUGUCCAUCUGACAGCUGCCUUCCUGUGUUCUCAAAGACUCAAACCCUUUGUUGUCAUGGAUACCUCCCCAAUGAGAUAGACUCCCAGAGGCCGGGGCGGGAUUUAGGAGACACUUGGCUGUAUAGAGCAAGAAGCAAAGACUGGGAAAGAGUACAGUAUAUCUUUAAUCUACUAAAGCCGAUCAAGGUGGUCAUCGAGUCAGCAGAGAAAACAACUUGAAAAUUAGAAUGGGGUACGAUUUGGAAAGGUUUGUAUGCUACGUGAACGAGGGUCUCCUGUGUGGCAUAUGUCACAACGUGUUGCUGCGGCCCCUCCAGGCCCCCUGUGAGCACGCUUUCUGCAGUGCCUGCAUUAGUAACUGGCUACUUGAUCACAACACGUGUCCUGAGGACAGGCAGCCGUUGGACGUGGACAGCCUUAAGCCUCUUUACAGGUACAUGCGUAAUGACCUCAACCGUCUGGAGAUUCGCUGCGUGAAUGCAAAUCGGGGCUGUGAAGUGGUGUGCAAGUUGGAGAACCUGCACACACAUGAAGAAGACUGUGACUUUGUUUUUGUGUCAAGCUCAAACGUAGGAAUGAAGACGUUUUCUAACUAUAGGUGUCCCACACAUGUCGAGAAGCGCAGUAUGGAGGCUCACCUGUCAGAAUGUAAAUUCUGUACUCGAAAGUGUCCCAGCGGCUGCAUUCUUCGCCCCUCCGAGCAGUCACGACAAAACUGUGUGGCUGAGCUACACACAGAAAUCAAAAUGCUGCGAACACUUGUACUGCUACUGAGAGUGAUGCGCCACUUGCUGCAGCAGAUAGUCACACCUGAGGAACCAAGUCAAGUCGGUGAAGGACGAGUUGUCCGGACGUGUGCCGUGCAUGCACUGAGAGCAGUACAGCAGGAGUUGGAGGAGCUAGAGACGGAGGUUGGCCAAGACAAGCUUCAGAUGGAUCCUCUUCCAACACUAAGAUUAGGACCCACAUGCGAGUUGCUUAGAAAACAGCGUAGGGAGGCAUCAAUUUUUUCCAGUAAUCCCUUUACUAAAGUCAGGCUUAAUAAAUAAAUCAGUAUUUCCAGUUGUCCAUCUAAGUUGAGUAAAGGCGCGACAGAGUGGAACCACACUGGACUGCAGCGAGAAAGGUCAUAAGAUUUCAUCUGGAGACUGGCGUGAAGAAGAGGAUAGAUUCUCUUUCCAACAGUACAAUUGUACCAAUUGUACCAGUGAGCAGUAAAUGAAAAGAAUGUGAUGUUUUAAAUGUAUUUUGUGACAUUUUUUAAUGUUUUUUCUUUUAUAGUUUGAUUCUUCCUGUGUUUCCUUAAGUUAUUUUUCUGUUGGUUUGUGUGCUAUGGACACCUUGUGUGAUUCCUGAAUAAAGAUCAUA
Messenger RNA from Corythoichthys intestinalis (scribbled pipefish), 1552 nucleotides. It is a transcript of the gene rnf41l, whose product is annotated as ring finger protein 41, like. The transcript has 6 exons. Lineage: Eukaryota; Metazoa; Chordata; Actinopteri; Syngnathiformes; Syngnathidae. The coding region runs from base 412 to 1233 and encodes 273 amino acids. Gene Ontology annotation, molecular function: metal ion binding. The record is from RefSeq and is a predicted model, not a curated record.